AUGCUUGAAUCAGAGUUUCGGCACUUCACGAUGAGUCGGCAGAAUACCCGAUAUCACUGCCCCUGGGAGCCGAUGAUCAUCGUUGGUGUUGCUGGUAGCUCCGGCUCUGGCAAGUCUUCGGUGUCCCAAGAAAUUAUCAACCUGCUCGAUCUCCCGGGAGCCUCCAUCUUGGUCAUGGACUCGUUUUAUAAGACACUCACGCCUGAGGAAAAUGCUAUUGCACAUGCAGACGAAUAUGACUUUGACUCUCCUCGUGCAAUAGACUUUGACGUCCUUGUUGAACUUUUGCGAGACCUGAAGAAAGGCCUUAAAGUUGAAAUACCCGUUUAUUCGUUCAAGAAACAUCAACGCGAACCUGUAACGACUCCGAUGCACCCCCCGCGAGUUUUGAUCCUCGAGGGUAUACUGGCCUUCACCGACCCAAGAAUACUGGAACUGUUGGAUCUGAAGAUAUUCGUUGAAGCAGACAUGGAUGUUUGUUUGGGCCGGAGAAUUGCACGAGAUGUCCGUGAACGAGGAAGAAGUAUCGAUAGUAUAUUGAAACAGUGGUUUAAGUUUGUGAAGCCAUCCUACACCAGAUAUGUUGAGCCUCAAAGAAUUAUUUCAGAUAUCAUCAUUCCUCGUGGAAUUGAAAAUAAAAUAGCGAUAGCUAUAGACCUUGUGGUUAAGCAUAUACAGCGAGGCCUUGCAAAACGGGCCAACCACUACAAUAUGCGUGACAGGAGGCCCUCGAUCAAUCGCCGCCUUUCCUUCUAA
This is a messenger RNA of Nannizzia gypsea CBS 118893, 756 nucleotides long. Its product is annotated as uridine kinase. The coding region runs from base 1 to 756 and encodes 251 amino acids. Gene Ontology annotation, cellular component: cytoplasm. The transcript has 7 exons. The record is from RefSeq and is a predicted model, not a curated record. Gene Ontology annotation, molecular function: ATP binding; kinase activity. Lineage: Eukaryota; Fungi; Ascomycota; Eurotiomycetes; Onygenales; Arthrodermataceae.